CAAGAACAGUUGGACAUUUAUAGUGAAAUUGAAACGGAAGAACUAGUGAAAAAGGUAAAAGAUCUUUUGAGUCAGUAUUCUAUCAGUCAAAGAUUAUUUGGAGAAAUGGUGCUAGGUCUUUCUCAAGGAAGUGUGAGUGAUUUAUUGGCUCGUCCCAAACCCUGGCUUAUGUUAACUCAAAAAGGUCGAGAACCAUUCAUACGAAUGCAAAUAUUUCUUGACGACCAA
Molecule: messenger RNA, 228 nt
Organism: Helobdella robusta
Lineage: Eukaryota; Metazoa; Annelida; Clitellata; Rhynchobdellida; Glossiphoniidae
Exons: 1
Molecular function (GO): DNA binding
Source: RefSeq, a predicted model, not a curated record